GGUCACGUGACGAGAGGACCCAAACAGGAAGCCGGAGAAUGGAGUGAGGAUCUCUUGAGUCGUAAAGAUGGCGGCCCCAACUGAAUGAAUCCGUUUGGCGCUCCCAGGGCUGGCGGUAGGAGCCGGAGAUCUGGCUUAUCAGAAGAUGACAGAGACGCGACGCUGUGAGAUGAGCGUCACGCCUCGUUCCGGGCCCUAAUGCUUUACGUUAUCGGCGCUGUAACGGGCUUCAUGUGUGUAUUUCUCAUCACCAUUAAGUUCCUGUGUGAGCUCAGUUCACGAGUUCUCACUUUCUGGCACCAUGAGGGCCGAGAGCGUGGACCAGAGAGAACCAUUUACAACUAUGUUCGGGGGAAGUACUUGGAGCCGCGGGCCUGCCACGUGUCCUGGGACUGGAAGGAACCGUGUGAAGUGGGACAGUCCAUGGCCUUCCGCAUACAUUUGUUCUACAGGAACGGCCACCCGUUCCCUCUCGGCAGCACGGUGACUCUACGGGUGCGGAUCACGCACACAGAAUUCACUUUGGAGGUUCCCGUCACUCUAGAAAUCCUACCUGAUCCUCCGAGGAACGUGGUGAAAGCCUCUUUCACUGUACGGAGGUCGGGGCGAUACCAGAUCAGCAUCAGCAUUGGGGGACUCGGUGUGGGGCUCAGUCCGUACUACAAGGUCUUCCAGCCUGGUGUGAUAGUACCAGCAAAAACCCAGAUUUUGUCGCAUUUCUCCACCUUGGUUCUAACAUGCGGAGAGCAGCACACGCUACAGAUCGCACCGUGCGACCAGUACAGCAAUCCCACCAGUGACGGCUUAAGAGAUCCUGAGAGCUACACCCUGACUCUGAGUGAGCUCGGUGUUGUGGGCAUGGCCGAUGGCUGCAGCCAGAUCUCUCUGUGUAAUGGCCGACAGAACCGCGUUCUCCUCCACCUGACGCUGCACCAGACCGGCUGCUUCCAGGCAGCUCUACGAUACCACGGACAGCUGAUAAGCAACGGGCACUUUAAUAUCAUUGUCCUGAGCGACGGCGAGAAGGCAGCUGUGGAUGACAACGUGUCGCGAUCCGGGGUGGGGGUGUUUUUUGAAGGUUAUCUGUACCCAACUUCAAGCCCCACGAGCUUACCGGCGCACCAGAGACCGUCCUCCCCGAGCCAGAGCGAUGAGUCUGCGCUUUCCUCCAACGCACCUGCCCUCGAAAGGGUGAAGAAACCCAAAAAAGUCUAUUUCUACAUUUCCCCCAAGCAACUGUCUGUGAAAGAAUUCUACUUGCGGAUAAUUCCUUGGCGGCUUUUCACCUUCAGAGUUUGUCCGGGGACCAAGUUCCUGUACCUGCCCCCAGACCCCCUGCAUGGAUUAUUGUCCCUGCAGGUGGAUGACGGACUUCAGCCUCCAAUAGCGAUCAGCUGCAGGGACAGGAACAUCAUGGCUGCCACCUUCAUCCGCUUCCUGCACCUUAAUAUUGGUGGAUCUGAGACAUUCCAGGACAAAGUCCUCUUCUUCCAGAGAGAGCUCCGACUUCUUCACUGCAAGAAGAACCGGGGGAAAAUCACACUGAGAGUGAACAGGAACUCGCUGCUGGAGAGUUCUUUCCGAGCAACGCGGAAUUUCUCUGCCUCCGACUGGAGCAAAAACUUUGAAGUCAUUUUUCAGGAUGAGGAAGCUCUGGACUGGGGAGGGCCGCGCAGGGAAUGGUUUGAAUUGGUUUGCAAGGCUUUGUUUGAUACAAACAACCAGCUCUUCACUCGUUUCUGUGACACUAACCAGGGCCUAGUUCACCCAAACCCGUGUCGCCCCCCCGGGGUACGUGUGAAGCUGUACGAGUUUGCAGGACGGCUCGUGGGCAAAUGUUUGUUUGAGUCGUCCCUCGGGGGAGGAUACCAGCAGUUGGUGAGAGCCAGAUUCACUCGCUCCUUCCUGGCACAGAUCAUCGGACUGCGCAUGCACUAUAAGUACUUCGAGACGGACGAGCCGGAGUAUUUCCAGUCCAAGGUCCUUUACCUUCUGUCACAUGACGUCUCCGACACCGACCUGGUUUUUGCAGAAGAGAAAUACGGCCGUGGGGGGCAUCUGGAGAAGGUGGUCGAGUUGAUCCCAGGGGGCUCCCAGGUCCCUGUAACCAACGAGAAUAAGAUUUAUUACCUGAAUCUUCUCGCUCAGCAUCGGCUCUGCAACCAAGUGCGAGAGGAGGUCGAGCAUUUCCUGAAGGGACUGACGGAGUUGGUUCCCGAGAAUCUCCUGAGUAUUUUCGAUGAGAAUGAACUGGAGCUCCUUAUGUGCGGCACGGGCCACAUCGCCGUGCAGGAUUUUCAGGCGCAUGCUGUGGUUAUUGGCGGCUCGUGGCACUUCCGGGAAAAGGUGAUGAAUUGGUUCUGGGCUGUCGUCUCCAGUCUGACUCAGGAGGAACUAGCCCGUCUCCUGCAGUUCACCACCGGCUCUUCUCAGCUGCCCCCGGGGGGCUUUUCCGCCCUGUGCCCCAGCUUCCAGAUCAUCGGCUCACCAGCCCACGGCACGCUGCCCACGGCCCACACUUGCUUUAACCAGCUCUGCCUGCCCAGUUACGACUCCUACGACGAGAUGCACAAGAUGCUGAAGCUGGCCAUCAGCGAGGGCUGCGAGGGCUUCGGGAUGAUCUAGCCCCAGCGCACUCUGCCCUCAGGCGGCUUAACGGGUUGGGGUAGAAGGCGUGGAGGCAACGUUUGUUUUCCCAACGGCUCUGGCCAGGCAUUCGAUUAACCCCGUGAGAGACACGUUACGGACACAGCACUGGAACGUUAGUUGAUUCUUUAUUGGCUUAGACAUGUUAAUCGAGAUUUUAUUAAAACACAUUAAAAAAAAAAAAAAAAACAA
This is a messenger RNA of Spea bombifrons (plains spadefoot toad), 2838 nucleotides long. It is a transcript of the gene AREL1, whose product is annotated as apoptosis resistant E3 ubiquitin protein ligase 1. Gene Ontology annotation, molecular function: ubiquitin-protein transferase activity. Bases 199 to 2625 code for a protein of 808 amino acids. The transcript has 19 exons. NCBI's taxonomy places the organism in Eukaryota, Metazoa, Chordata, Amphibia, Anura, Pelobatidae. The record is from RefSeq and is a predicted model, not a curated record. Gene Ontology annotation, biological process: negative regulation of apoptotic process; proteasome-mediated ubiquitin-dependent protein catabolic process; protein polyubiquitination.